AUGGUGAAACCACUUGUUCUGCUAUCGUUGCUAGCCUACGCUCAAGCUUAUGUGAAGUUGGACUUCACCAAGACCCCAGGCAGUGAUUUGGCCAAGAGAGAUGUCGUCGACCCUGAAGCCGCUCAAUUAACCUUCGACAAGGACCAAUACAUUGUCGAAGUUGCCGUUGGUACUCCUCCUCAGAAGGUCUUGCUACAAAUCGACACCGGUUCUUCUGACUUGUUCGUCAUUGAGGAAUCUAACCCAUACUGUAAGAACAACAAGAACAAGGCUCCAAAGAAGAAGGACUUGGAAAGCCCAGGUGACGAUUACCCAAGGACUCCAAACCAAGUUCCAAAGUCUGACAGAACAUUAGACUGUAAGAAGUACGGCUUCUACAACCGUAACGAAUCUUCUACAUUCAAUUCUAACGGUACCGACUUGUUCAUCACCUAUGGUGACAAUGGUUUCGUUAGAGGUACCUGGGGUACCGACUCUGUCAGUGUCGGUAACCUGAACUUGAGCAAUUUGAGCAUUGGUGUUAGUCCAAUGACCAACACCAGUACCGGUAUCCUAGGUGUUGGUUUGCCAGGAGAAGAAUCUACUUUCAACUAUUCUUCUAAUGUCACUGGUCCAAGCAACUACCAGUACUCCAACUUCCCAAUUAGAUUAAAGGAGGAAGGUUUGAUUGAGAAGAUUGCUUACUCUAUUUACUUGAAUGAGACCGGCUCUAAGUAUGGUUCCAUUCUUUUCGGUGCUGUUGACCACAGCAAGUACCAAGGUCCUUUGUACACCUUCCCAUUGGUUAACUCCAAAUACAAGGAAGGCAGUGACCCUUUCCAAUUUGAGAUCACCAUGAAUGGUGUAGGUUUGGUUGGUAAGACUGACAACAUCACUUUGUAUGAUCAAAAAUUGCCAACUUUGCUUGACUCUGGUAGUACUAUUUCUUUGUUGCCAAGGGAUGUUGCUGAUCUUGUGGCCCAACAAGUCAAUGGUACAGUCGAUGGUAAGGGUAACUGUAUCAAACUUCCAAAAUGUCCAAGCAAGAAGGACAACCAAAAGUUGAUCUUCAACUUUAGUGGUGCUGAGUUUUCCGUAAAUGUGACUGAUUUCAUGGAAAAGCACAAGGGUAAGUGUUACCUACAAUUCUCUGCCCUUGAUGGUAUUAACUUCGCUCUUCUUGGUGACAACUUCAUGAACAAUGUCUACACUGUCUUCAACUUGGAUGACAAGGAACUUUCAUUGGCUCAAGCUAACUACAAUUCAUCUCUGAAACCAGAUAUUGAAGAAAUCAAGGAUACUGUCCCUAGCGCUGUGCUGGCUCCACAAUACUACAACACAUUCUCAGCUGACCCAACUGCCACUGCAGUCACUGGUAACAUCUUUGCACCAGAGGCCACUAUGUCCAUGGCUGCUCCAGCUAAUGCUUCUAGAAACUCUUCAUUAAACUCUACUUUCAACUCAUCUUCUAACUACUCCAGAGUACAAAUGAAGAAAAGAACAUACCCAAACAGCAGUUCUUCAUUGCAAGCCAACUCUGCCAUACUCAUUAUGAUCGCAGCUGCCAUCACCGCCAUGUUCUUAUAG
Messenger RNA from Nakaseomyces glabratus, 1566 nucleotides. It is a transcript of the gene YPS9, whose product is annotated as pepsin-like aspartic protease. The record is from RefSeq and is a predicted model, not a curated record. Gene Ontology annotation, molecular function: aspartic-type endopeptidase activity. Lineage: Eukaryota; Fungi; Ascomycota; Saccharomycetes; Saccharomycetales; Saccharomycetaceae. Gene Ontology annotation, biological process: proteolysis.